Messenger RNA from Thermothelomyces thermophilus ATCC 42464, 2165 nucleotides. RefSeq lists its product as uncharacterized. Bases 195 to 2081 code for a protein of 628 amino acids. The transcript is spliced from 2 exons. NCBI's taxonomy places the organism in Eukaryota, Fungi, Ascomycota, Sordariomycetes, Sordariales, Chaetomiaceae. The record is from RefSeq and is a predicted model, not a curated record.
GUUCGGGACGAAAGGCUUCACUACUCAAACCUUCCCGCAUCACAAUGUGCACUGUAAAGUAUUGACAGCAUUGCCGGUUCAUCAGGUUCUGAAAGUUCAAAUAUGUCAUUCGGAAUAUCUAUAGUCUCGUGCAAACACUAUUCCAUCCACGCAAUGCUCAAUGCUCGAUUCUCAAUGCCCGUCAAUCACGAGCCAUGGUCUCCCCCGGUGCAGCCGCCUUAGCGGCCCUGUUUACGACCGUCUGUUCUGUUCUUUUACCCGCGACCGCUUCAGGUCAGCUGGUCUUGUUGUUGGCCCCCAAACACAGCGAUCUGUUUGUCGGAUUCCCCGGCCAUGGCCUCCUUUGGAAGGCGUUGCAGGCGGCCCUCGGCACAUCAAUUCUUGUCCUCCUGUUCCUCUGGUCUCUUAGGGCAACUGGUGGGACAUUCGAGCCAUCUUGUUGCACUGGGUCUGAAAAGGUCUCUCUCUAUCCAUGCCGGACAACCCAUUCGCGACUACUCCCAAAACAGCACUCGUUCUCAUACUCGUACUUGUUGGUCGGUAUCCCGGUGAGCUUCGAGGGGAAUGCGGGGGGCAUGGUCUCGGUUCGGGCCAAAGCCAGGCCGGGCCUUUUGUCCUGGUUCCCAAUAGGCUUUUUUGGGGGCUGGUUCACCGUUGAUGCGGGCGAUUACUUGGAGCGUGGCAAGUCCGAGUUGAGUCUGCGGGAGAAGUUGGACAGAUACCUUCUAAAUCAGGGGGUCUGUCCGAAAACUUACCCGUAUGCAUACUUGAUUACUGCAGCCCGCUUCUUGGGCUACCACUUCAAUCCCGUCUCGUUUUGGUACCUCUACGAUGCCAGAAAGCACCUGGCAGCCAUGAUCCUAGAAGUCAACAACACGUUUGAUGAAAGGCGCAUGUAUUUCCUGACUGAGGAGAGCUUCUCGGAGAGCCAGAGCGACGGAUUCUCGACUUGCAGCUGCGGGGGACAGCAGAGCAAGCGCCCCUCUCAGAGAGUUUCAUGCGAACGCACUUUCAGGCAGGCAUGGCCGAAGGACUUCCACGUCUCACCUUUCAACUCCCGCAAGGGCUCGUACACUCUCACAGCAUCCGACCCCCUAGCCAGCGUCGGCGUGCAAGGCAUGGCGGCUCCAAUCAGCAUCACCAUCACUCUUCUCUCGUCCAAAGGCGAUCCCAAGAUGGUGGCCACCCUAUCCUCCGCUGGUGACCCACUCGAACCCUCCACCAUGACUAGCAGGCAAAAGGCCUGCUUCCUGGCCUCUUGGUGGCACGUCGGCUUCCUCACCUACCCACGCAUCUUGAAGCAAGCUGCCGCCCUCUUCUUCCGCCACAGACUGCGCGUGUGGUUCCGGCCGGAACCGCUGAAAGGCACUCUCAGCCGGCGGGCGACCGCGACGGAGCGGCAGCUGGAGGCCGUCUUUCGGCGCUAUCUGCAGCAUCUGGUUGAGCAGGCACAAGUGGCCUUGGAAGUGAAGUACAUCGCAGCAGCUGGGAUAUUGUUGGACAAGGAUGUCCGUGUGUUCACCUCGCCGGCUGCGCGAGAGAAGAGAGCGGAGAAGCGAGGGACCGGUUCGAUCGCCGUCACCGAAGAACUCGAGCUCGCGGUGCUAACGCCCGCUUUCUACACCCGCUUCGUCCGGUACCAACGAAAUGGUCUCAAUUCCUUUUUGCGUGAGCUGAACGAGGCACGCACAAUUUGGUUGUCUCGUCCGGAGCUACUUCGGGGCCUGUUCGCAUCUCAAAAGAAGGAGAGCAAACCAUGUUCAACCAAUACCGCUCCUUCAUGCUCAGCCGGCUUGUUGCCGCCCGGGUUCUGGGAGCUUGUCUGUUUCAGGGUGAUACCAUAUCUGAGGUCCGGAAAUGUCCUUGGGUUGUCGGAGUUGGAUGAGUAUGUUAUGCAGCACGACUCGGAGAGGGAGCGGGAGAGGUAUGGGAGGUGCGUGCUUCAGGUAAUGCUGGCGGACCGAAUCACGCUUCGGAGCGUGGCUGGGCUGAAAGUGCUAGAAUUUGUAGUGCUGGUGUACUUGACUUGGUGGUUGUUGGGAUUUGUCCUUGGGUGGUGCGUGAAGGUAAGCCUCGACUAGGUUGGGCAAUGGGUACUGCGUCUCUUGGUAGCAACAACUCUCGAUAGUCUUGUAUGCAAGGCCCCUCGGUUUGUCCAAGCCAAU